This is a messenger RNA of Oncorhynchus masou masou (cherry salmon), 3443 nucleotides long. RefSeq names its product myc-associated zinc finger protein-like. Gene Ontology annotation, cellular component: chromosome. The record is from RefSeq and is a predicted model, not a curated record. Bases 1065 to 2438 code for a protein of 457 amino acids. The transcript has 7 exons. Gene Ontology annotation, biological process: regulation of transcription by RNA polymerase II. Gene Ontology annotation, molecular function: chromatin insulator sequence binding. NCBI's taxonomy places the organism in Eukaryota, Metazoa, Chordata, Actinopteri, Salmoniformes, Salmonidae.
UAUUGCGCUCAUGCGUUUCUCUUGAUGUCAGCUAGUUGAGUAUUCUCAAUAUUAUCUCACUAUAAGGAUGUUGUGAUAUGUAAGUUUGGAGCUGGGCAAUUCUAUUGCAUUACUAGCUGUUGAUAAAAUAGGUAUUUCUGUCGGCCGAAAUGACGGAGGCAAGAAGGCGGAUGCACGGGUCUGUUGAAAACAGCUUACGCCACGGAGGAGACGAGAACAGAGAGGAGGGUGCAUAGGCUACACAAAAUACUUUCCCUUUAAACAGGGGACACGGCGGCGGGGGAUAGAUAGAGAGGGGAGAGGGAAGAUAUUUAAAAAAAUAAAUAAAAGGAAGAAAGACAGCGAGGGUGGGAGGGAGAGAGAAAUAGAAAAAAAGAAAGAUGUCAUCCUCUCGUUUGAAAAGCCGAGGCGAAGCUUGGAUUGCGGCCGAUCAGGGACUCUCUAGCUAGGGACACGAUUUUACGCAACACCGAGGCUUUGGAAUCCACCACCGCUUUGGCCUCUCGGAGCUAUCGAAAUAAAUGACUCUUCCUCCACGCAUUUACAAACAACUGCGGACUUAUUAUUACUUUUGAUAUAUUUUUUCCUUAUUUUCAAUAACCUAAUUUAUGCAUCGAUUUGAGAAUAUAAUUUUUCCUUGGGCUAUAAUAUAAAUAUACAAUGUAAAUUGCAUUGUAAAUGCAUCAUUAAAAGCAUGCAUCAACCAUUUUGUCGCAUUUUAGUCAUGUUGCAUCCUUUCGUCCCCACACCAUAUAACAACAUAUUAGUCUAACAUCAUUACUGUCAUAUAAUAUUGGCAUAUAACUGACAGCCUUUCAAAAUUGAUCAUUCAUCUUCAAUAAUAAUUUAUUUUGUUGAAUGCACCGCGAUUUAAACUUCCACACAGAGAUAUUCACCUUUUGAUAUUUAAAACUGCAGAGAGAAACUAGGUAGGCUAUUACAGCAGGUGGAGUGAUUCAUCAGUUGGCCCCAGCCUAUGGUUGGUUGGCCCUGAGUCUCAGGGGGAUAAUAAUUUCUAGUUUUGACACCUGGAAUAAAAGUAUCUGACAUCAUCUUGCUUCAAAAUGGAUUCUUCUUGGAGUAAUUUUCUGUUUCAGACUCCUCUCUCACAGACCCAGUCUGAGACAGCCCUCCAAUCAGAGCUGCUUCCGGACAUGUCUGGCUCUGCCCAGAGCCCCCCUACAGAGCAUAUAGCCCCUCCCCCAUCCACAGUGGACACAGCCGCCCUGAAUGAAGAACCAUUACCUGAGAAGGCCGUCUCCAAGCCUGGCCGGCCGACACACAUCUGCAACACAUGUAACAAGCAGUUUAAAAACAACUACAACCUCCGGCGCCAUCAGUCGGUGCACACUGGCAUCAAAAUGAAGGACAGAGCAGCCAGAGAGAGGGAGGAUGAGAGCAAGGGAGGAGGAGGACGGCAAACAAUCCCUCUCUCCCUCCUCCACCUUUCUCUGCCCUCUCAUCCUCCUCCCGCAGAAUCCCUCCCCCAACCCUCCCCACUUGGAAACCAGGAGAGCCAACCUGUUGCGGUGUCCAUUGCCCCAGCUACCGUCACUAUGGCUGCGCCCCAGGUGCUCCAAGCUGCAGUUGUGGUUGCCGGGACAAUGGUACAGAACCAGAACCUGGGGCCUCAACCCAACCCUAGCCCCAACCAGGUAAGGAAGAACCAUGCGUGUGAGGCCUGUGGGAAGGCCUUCCGAGACGUGUACCACCUGAACCGCCACCGGCUUUCCCACUCGGACGAAAAGCCCUACCACUGCCCCAUCUGCCAGCAGCGCUUCAAGAGGAAAGACCGCAUGAGCUACCAUGUACGCUCACACCAAGGAGGGGUGGAGAAACCUUAUGUCUGCCCCCACUGCGCCAAGGGAUUCUCACGACCUGACCACCUCAACAGUCACGUCAGACAGGUGCACUCCACUGAGAGACCCUUCAAGUGCCCGACCUGCACGUCUGCCUUCGCCACGAGGGACCGUCUCCGUGCCCACCUGAUUCGCCAUGAGGAGAAGGUGCCGUGCCACAUCUGUGGCAAGCUCCUCUCUGCUGCCUACAUCACCGAUCACAUGAGGGUCCACAACCAAUCACAGCACCAUGCCUGCCACCUCUGCAACCGCAGCUUCACCACCCUCACCUACCUGCGUGUCCACGCUCAGAAACACCACGGCCAGGAGUGGAAGGAGAGCGGCGGGACACGGGGCAUGUUCGGCGGGGCCGGUGCCGGCGGGGUGCUGCUGUGCCAACUGUGUGGGGUGCAGUGCAAGACACCCACCCAGCUCCAGGGCCACAUGGGCACCCACGCCGUCACCCAGGUCCAGGGCGAGCCCAGCAGUACCCUCGCGGGGACCGGUACCAUGGCUGUGGCCGUGUCUCUGUCAGGCAGCUCAACCGUGGGCCUGCUGGUCACUGACUGCUCCAGCAUCGCCCCCCAUUCUCUCAGCUAGCAGCCAGGCCCAUUGGAGGGAAGGGGGAGAGGGGAUGGAGGUAGAGGGGUUUUGUGGAGACUGCAGUCAGGAGAGAGGAGUGGAUGUGGCUCUGGGGUGAAGUUUCCCCUAAGUACAGAUGUAGGAUCAGCUUCCCCUCCCCCAAUCCUAACCUUAACCAUUAGUGGGAAAACUGAACCAGGAUCAGCAUAUAGGGGCAUUUACCCUCCAGUGGAUGUCUAUGUAUGUUAUGAAGGCCAAAAUAUGCUGCAAACCAGGUCCCCUUUGUAUUUGAUCCUAUUUAAAAUGUUGCUGUUGUUUAUGCAACAGUCACUUUCUCAACUGCCAUUGGUGGACACGAGAAAGGGGAGGAAAGGAGAGACCAUGGAAUCCCCAUUUUUUUUCUUUCAAUUAAAUUCUACUGAACGAAAUAUAAAGUUUUCCGGUGCAAAAUGCCACUUUUCCAUUCACACAGAACACAAACUCCCAUAACAAUGUUUGGGAUUUUACAAAUACAUCGCCAUGUAUUUUCCAUGGAAAUAUUGAUUAUACAAUAUAUGAUCACCCAGACGCAGUAUGAGCUGUGGUCCUACAUUGGCUUUUAGCUUUUUCAAAUGAACUGUCUCCAACAUUUACAUUUACAUUUAAGUCAUUUAGCAGACGCUCUUAUCCAGAGCGACUUACAAAUUGGUGAAUUCACCAAUUCCAAGAAAGGACUGUUGCCUUUUCAUCAGAAAUAUGUCAUCACCAUGUAACUUUACCCUAUAACUGAUAGACAGGUGGCAUCAAAUGGGUAUUUAUUUGUAUAUUUGGCCACUGAAUGCUCAUCUUUCUUUGCUUUUAUGAUCUUGUUAUUACUCUGGAUGCUCUGAUUUUUUUAUUCUUUCAAAAAUGCAUUGAUCUGGAAAGUAUUUGUACUUUUGUGACACGUUUUUGUGAGACUGUAUUCUUGACUGUUCAUUUGUUGGUGUAGAAUCUCCUCUGUUAUUAACGUCACUGUAUUAAAGCCGUAGUAUGUAUAACCUA